This is a messenger RNA of Cicer arietinum (chickpea), 1667 nucleotides long. RefSeq lists its product as uncharacterized. Gene Ontology annotation, molecular function: nucleic acid binding. The record is from RefSeq and is a predicted model, not a curated record. NCBI's taxonomy places the organism in Eukaryota, Viridiplantae, Streptophyta, Magnoliopsida, Fabales, Fabaceae.
CUCAUACACGCAAGCAAUCGAGUGAGUGAAUCAAAGCUGAAUUGCAUACAUAUGUUUCAAAUUUUGUAAUUGGGAACUUUAGAACCCUAAAUCCUUUCACUUAAUUCAAUCCUUCAACAUGAGUAUGACUGAAUUCGCCAUGGUUGAGGAGUUGGCUUUUCUUGUGAAGGACAAUCUUCCUUGCAAGCAUCUAGUUCUUACAAUGGAAGAACUCUUGGUUAACUUUCUCCAGGCCGAGAACACAAGUUCAGAUGGGAUCUUGGAAUUGGAGCCAAUGAACCCUUACAACCGUCUUCUCUUACAUCGCCUUGCUGAGAUAUUUGGGUUUGCACAUGAAUCUGUUGGUGAAGGAGAAGAUCGCCAUUUGAUUCUGGAGAGAUGUCUAGAUACAGCUAUACCUUCAAUCCUUGUCAGUGAUAUCCUAUGGAAGUAUGAUGAUGAACCUCAAUCUUUGAUUGCAUCACACCAAAUAUUAAGGAGAAAAGAAGCCUCUCCUGUUUCGCAGACAAAUACCGCAUCCAUUCAGCAGACACUAGAGGAAAGAAAAGCAGCUUAUUUAGCUGCUCGUGAGCGGAUUUUUUCUAUGAGUUUGGAAGAUGCCAAAGAGCCGGACGAACAAAAGCCACGAAGCGUGCCAGUAGUUGCCCGCCGAAUGAUUGCGCAUGCACUAGGUCAAAGAAUCAAUACAAAGAAUCCAAAUGAGCCAGUUAGUGAUAGUAUCAAGGAAAGAGGGCUCGCCGAUGAAUCAAAUGCUAAAGAUAAGAACAGCGGAAAAUUUGAUCUGACAAAAGAUUCUGAAGUGUCUUUAUCCCUAAGAAGGAACUCAAACAGUAAAACAAACUACACUAGUAGUUCUAAUGCAGUUUUGCCGAAUAAAAGGAAUGACCGAACAGCAGUUGACAAAGGUUUGCCGCAAUCGUCUCAAAACGAAAAACAAGGGCCAAGUGUAAGCAAAGAGUACAUGAAAAAGGAGCACAUAGGAGCUGCAAAACGAAUGUUUGCUCAUGCUUUGGGAGUACACUCAGGGAAGGAUGUCUCUGUACCUAGAAAUGGAGGAAAAAAUAAGAAUUAGAACAGAAGUUUGUAAGAUCUUCAAAGAAGAAUGGUAAUCCAUUGCUCGCAAUGCACGUUGGCAGGUGCUUCGCAGGUUUCAAUCACAAUCAAGGAGAUUAGUAAUGAGGAUGCUUUACUCAAAAUUGUGAUACAUUAAGUUGAGAAGAUUCAUGCAAAUUUAUUAGUUCUUCCUUGGUUGUGCUGGAAUAACUUGCUAGCAGCCGAGUCAAAAGACAUCUCGAAUGAACCAUCCCAAAUUAUGUUUGACGUGUUUUCGUAUCUCAAAUGAACCAUCCCAAAUCGUGUUUGACCUGUCUUGGCGAUUGGAUGAAGCCGAGGGAACAGGUUAUGUUCAUUUAAACGUUGAAACAAGACAUGCAAUACCAAUUUCAUUCUAGUGUGUUUAUUUAUAUUCCAUGAGGGGAUAUAUUAUUUCAUUAUGUGGGAGAAAAGUGUUCAUUAGUGUGUUGUGUAUUAUAUAUAGUACUUCAAAUCACAAAAUUAUUCCUUAAUUUUAUUUUUUUCGCCUUUGUGACAAUUGCCAUAGUUACAGAAUCUUAGAGGUGAUGAAGUUGUUUGUUUGAGUUGAAUCUUAAAAAGUUACUAUUUGAUCU